This is a messenger RNA of Thlaspi arvense, 636 nucleotides long. The record is from the annotation of a GenBank genome assembly. Lineage: Eukaryota; Viridiplantae; Streptophyta; Magnoliopsida; Brassicales; Brassicaceae.
AUGGAAGCUGCCACUAUCAAGAUGUCGAAAUUCCUCUACUCUCUAACGCUCGUCUUCGUUUUCCUAGCAACAACAAGCAUCCACAAAACAUCAGCCACUCCACCACCCUACACCCAAAACCACAAAACGUUCGUGAAAACGGCAUGCAACUCGACAACAUACCCCGACAAAUGCUACAAGUCCUUAUCCUCCUACUCCUCGGCCAUCAAAUCCGACCCGAUCAAGCUAUGCGCCACCGCGCUUAGCCUCACCGUAAAAUCCGCAAAGGACGCGGCUUCCACCGUCUCUAAGCUUCUCAAAAAGUCUCAGAAAUCCGCGGCGGGACGAAGAAAUAAAAUGCUACCGGAGACGCUUAUCCUCAAGGACUGCCUCGAGGAGAUGAAGGACACAAUUGUUGAGCUCAAGCAAGCCAUCACAGAGAUGAAGACUCUACGAGAUGGUGACUCCGUGGCUGAGCACAUGGCAAACGUGAGGACUUGGGUGAGCUCGGCUUUGACAGACGAAGGGACUUGUACGGACGGGUUCGAGGAGGUGAAAGUAAAUAAAGAAACGAAGAAGAAGGUAACGAAGGUUGUUGAGGAACUUGCAAGGACGACUAGUAAUACUUUGGCGCUUAUUACUAAUCUACGCUACUAG